UUAUUUGACUUGUGAGGCUACAGUAUAUGUGACAGCAAGUUAUUGCGUUUUACAAUAUACACCGGCUGAAUUGCCAAAGCACAAGUUGUGCUAGAUCUUUGGAAUACAAGCUAACAUGGAUGGAAAUGAAGUCUCUGAUCUUCUUGAACCCAAUGUUGACCACCAAGCGUUGAAUAUAAGUCCUCUUGCAUCUGAGGUUAAAUCGAUUUCUGCUAAUAAAUGUCCUAAUAAAAAGACAGUAAGACUGGCAGGAACAGAAUCACUGACCCACGUGCCUGUAGGCCCGCAGCAAGUAGGCACAUUGUUUGCAUUUGGCGCUCAACAAGGAUUAAUUCAACCACUUGGAAUUCCUAUCCAGCAUAUGCCCAGACAGGCACCUACAAUUGCACAUGGAAGGCCAUUAGUACAGAGUCAUGCACAGAAUGGCAAUAUGUUUGGCAGUUAUCAAAGAUUUCAUGGAGCCCAUUUUGUCCCAUCCAACAAAAGCUCGACAAUGGGCCACAAAAGGCCUGCCAAUCACCCAGGUCCUUCCAGACCUUCCAUUAAUAAGCAGUUUGGGCAGAUACAGCUGGGAGCCCAGGAAGCUCAUGCACUAAAUAACUGGAAUAGAGCUGCCAUGAUUGCACCUAACCAACAGUAUCCUGUGCAACUAUUAUCCACCCCGGGCACAGCUGUGCAAUUUGUAUCUGGCCCGGCAUUCACAGGAAUUGGAGGACAAGUCAUAUAUUUGUCACCUGGUCAAGGCUAUAGAGCUCUGCCAUCAGCACCACCUUAUUGCCUAGGCAUGCCAUCUGCAAACCACUUUGUAGCUCCUCAGAGCAUGGGGCCACCAUGUCAGAGCCCUAGGGGACAUGGCAACCAUUCUGCAAGCAACCAUCCAGCUGCCAGUGCUACGGCCAACAACAUUUUCUGCCCCAACACAGGCGUGAAGCAGUCAGUUUCCUGUCAUCAGGGUCAGAAUAAACUGCAGAAUCCCUUUGUUCCGGUCCCGCUGCUGAAACCUAAGAGAAAACAGCCACGAGCACCAGGUACACGGAGCUGUGCUGCCCUAACAGAUAACAACUCUGGAAAUAAAUAUUUAAAGAAUAAUACUUCAGCAAAAGAGGCUAUUGUGGGAUCACAAGAGAAGACUGCUGAGGUGGAGGAAUGCCCAAGAGGACUAAAGAGACCGGCCACUAAGCAGCUUACAAGAGAAGCUCUACUUCUACAUCAGCUGUACAAGGACCAGGAGCGCUCUGUGCUGCCAGAUAAAGGCAAAUUCCUGUCACUGGAGGAUGCUGCUCAGAGGCUUCUCCCGUACCACGUCUUCCAGGGAUCACUACCCACCGAGGAAGACUUACAUAAAGUGGACACUGAGUUUGAGUCUUCAGCCACGCAUCUUCUAAAGAAGGCCCAGGCCAUGCAAAACAAAUACCGCUUGCUGCUAAUAGAUGAUGCAAUGCGGAUCAAUAAUUCUGCAGAAAUGCUGAUGUUAGAAAGAAUGUUUAACCAGGAGGAGAGAGACACGCUGAGACGUGAGAAGCAGAUGGCAUCAGCUGAUCCUGAUGGUUACCUGGCAGAAUUCUGCUGCGCCACCCAAUAUAAGGAGACCAUCUGAAGUAACCCUGCUCAGGAAUCACAAUCAUGAUGCAGUUCCUAUCAAUAUCUAGGAAAUUAUAACAUAGGAUG
Molecule: messenger RNA, 1668 nt
Organism: Pseudophryne corroboree (corroboree frog)
Lineage: Eukaryota; Metazoa; Chordata; Amphibia; Anura; Myobatrachidae
Product: BRD4-interacting chromatin-remodeling complex-associated protein-like
Exons: 11
Coding region: 116-1597 (493 amino acids)
Biological process (GO): positive regulation of DNA-templated transcription
Cellular component (GO): SWI/SNF complex
Source: RefSeq, a predicted model, not a curated record